AUGUCGUCUUUGUCGCCUCCACCAUCAUCCUCGUCAUCAAGAACACAAUACGACGCAAUCGGCUUGUCAUAUGAAUCGCUCAAACGCCUUCCAGCGGCACAACUGGAGCGGGAGAAUCUACGGGCAACAAUCGAGCCCCUUCUCUCUCUCAAGAAGGCGCACGAUGACAACAGCCCCGAUGUUCCUGCUGGCGACGGCGACGGCGAUGGCGUCACUGUCCUCGAUCUCGCUUGCGGUACGGGCUAUUAUUCACGACUACUGCUAGAAUGGGGUGCGGCUCGAGUUGUCGGCGUCGACAUUUCGGAGAAGAUGGUGGAUGCUGCACGUGAGCAGUCAAAGUCACGGGUGCAAGGUUUGGAAGAGACUGUUGUGGCUGAUGGUGCAAGCGGUGCGGAGACCAGAGAUGGGCCUGGCAUGAAUGAUGAUAUUGGAUCCGAUACCGCGAUCGAGACUGAACCCAACGCCACGGCAGAGAGUGAACAACAGAAAGCUAUGAGGCUGGCAAGAGAGGGCGAGAAUAGGAACGGUCCCAGUUGGACCAUGAGCGGCACAGGACCUUCUUGCUGUUCCCGAUCCCCAACGAAACCAGACUCUCGAACAAAACAUGACACAAGACCUACCACGAGAAGAAACAGACUAUCCUUCCAUGUCGGCGACUGCACGCAGCCCCUUCGACUCCCGUCUAGCCUUAGGUCCAGCGAGGCCGAAAUUGGAUCCAGUUCCAAACCCAAAGCAGAGUCAUCAUCAGAACCACAAUUCGACAUCAUCCUCGGCGCCUGGCUGCUCAACUACGCAAGCAUAGCAGCCGAAAUGACGAGCAUGUUCGCCAAUAUAGCCCGCCAUCUAAAACCAGGCGGCCAUUUCGUCGGAAUCACACCAUAUCCGGCUGAAGAUCUGGACGCAUUUGCGACGCUGGUCAGUCAGGAUUUGGGAGACCAAGGACACAACUCUGGAGAUGUUCAGGCACAGGAUUCACGGAGUUUUCGGAAUCCCCAAGAUCGGCACUUGCAGGAAAAGUCAACACCAGACUCGACUCCAACAAAAUACGGCGUAACAGUCACCUAUAAAACCAAACUCCACAGCAACGAAGGCUACGCUACACGAGUCACGGCACAUGUUUCGCCCGUCAGGAUCCAGUUUGACAACUACCAUCUGCGUCGCGAAGUCUAUGAGCGCAGUGCACGACAAGCCGGGUUAUAUGGGCCCCUUGAAUGGCGAGAGGUCCGACUUCCGACGCCGCAUGAUAGUGUCGUGGAGUAUGGUGUCACGCCGGAUUUCUGGGAUGGGUAUCUCGAAGCGCCGCAUUUCGGGAUCCUGGUCAUUGAGAAGCAUCAAGUGUGA
Capronia coronata CBS 617.96 is the source of this 1341-nucleotide messenger RNA. RefSeq lists its product as uncharacterized. The transcript has a single exon. The record is from RefSeq and is a predicted model, not a curated record. NCBI's taxonomy places the organism in Eukaryota, Fungi, Ascomycota, Eurotiomycetes, Chaetothyriales, Herpotrichiellaceae. Bases 1 to 1341 code for a protein of 446 amino acids.